CAUGUCCUCAUGUUCAAUAAUGCAUCCAUGCACCUGAAACAAGCAGACAGGGCACUAUCCACACAUUACAUGCCAAAGGUAAUUCAGGAGUGGGGAGUGGAAACAACAUUGUUGGGCAAGAAUGGUAACCCUGUGCAUGGGCGAGAUGGGAGAGUCCUCAAAACAAGGGUGCAGAUGAAAGAUGGCCAAUUUGCUGAUGGAAGAACACAACUGCUU
Molecule: messenger RNA, 216 nt
Organism: Suillus bovinus
Lineage: Eukaryota; Fungi; Basidiomycota; Agaricomycetes; Boletales; Suillaceae
Exons: 1
Source: RefSeq, a predicted model, not a curated record